AUGUCUGUCCUUCUCGAGACCAGCUUGGGCGACAUCGUCAUUGACUUGCUCAUUGACUACGCGCCCAAGGAAUGCGAAAACUUCUUGAAACUUUGCAAGGUCAAAUACUACAACUUUUCGCCGGUUCACUCCGUCCAACCAAACUUUUCCUUUCAGACCGGCGAUCCCCUCGGCCCUACGUCCAAAGACUCGGAUGGCGGCACCUCGAUAUGGGGGCUUCUCUCGGGAAGCUCUUCCAAAGCGACCUAUCCGGCGACUUUUCACCCGAAACUCAAGCACCUCGAGCGCGGCACCGUCUCCAUGGCCACCGCACCGGUACCUUCCGAUCCCGACACGCGACUUGCUGGCAGCCAGUUCAUCGUGACGCUGGGAGACAAUACAGACUAUCUCGACAGCCGGGCCUCCAUUUUCGGCAAGGUGGUGGAGGGCUUUGACGUGCUGGAAAAAAUCAAUGGUGCCAUUACCGACAAGGAGGGCCACCCGCUAGUCGACAUACGAAUCAAGCACACGGUCGUCCUCGACGACCCGUACCCGGACCCGGCGGGCCUGCGCGAGCCGAGCGCGAGCCCGCCGCCGAGCAAGGCGCAGCUCGCUACCGUGCGCAUCGCCGAUGAUGCCGAUCUCGACGAGCAGGUGGACGAGGAGGCGGCGACCAAGAAGCGCCGCGAGGCAGAGGCGCGCGCCCAGGCCCUGACGCUGGAGAUGAUGGGCGACUUGCCGUUUGCCGAGGUCAAGCCCCCAGAAAAUGUCCUCUUUGUGUGCAAGCUGAAUCCCGUAACGCGCGACGAAGAUCUCGAGCUCAUAUUUUCUCGGUUUGGCAAGAUUCUCAGCUGCGAGGUCAUUCGGGACAAGAAGACGGGCGAUUCCUUGCAAUACGCGUUCAUCGAGUACGAGGAAAAGGGCGCGGCCGAGGCGGCUUAUUUUAAAAUGCAAGGAGUUCUCAUUGAUGACCGCAGGAUACAUGUCGACUUUUCCCAGAGCGUGAGCAAACUCAGUGAUGUCUGGCGCAGCAGCGAAAACGCGAAGAGGUCGCGCAAUGCUGGCAGCGGUGGUGGAUGGGGUGGUGUCGAGGGACUGGAAAAGUGGCGCAAGUAUCGGGUGGAUAGAGGCGAGAACGAAGACCGCAACGGAAAAUACGGCAUGGUCUACAACGAAGAGGAGAUGCGCCGCCGGCAUGCGUCACAGGCUGCCGCUUCCGGGUCCCAAGAUGACGGCGAUCGGGAGUCCCGGCAGCAGAGAGACAAUCGCUCUGGAGGAGGACGUGGCGGUGAGAGGCGCGACUGGGAUAAGAAGCCAAGCCGUCGGAGUCGUAGCCGAAGUCCUAGACGGGACAGGUAUUCUGAUCGGGACCGAUCGGGUCAGGAUGGCAGGCGAGACAGACCUCGCUUUGAUGAUCGUGACAGGCGAAAUCGGGAUAGGGACAGAGACAGAGGAUACGGUGAUCGACGAAGGUGA
Molecule: messenger RNA, 1455 nt
Organism: Pestalotiopsis fici W106-1
Lineage: Eukaryota; Fungi; Ascomycota; Sordariomycetes; Amphisphaeriales; Sporocadaceae
Exons: 2
Coding region: 1-1455 (484 amino acids)
Biological process (GO): protein peptidyl-prolyl isomerization
Cellular component (GO): nucleus
Molecular function (GO): RNA binding; peptidyl-prolyl cis-trans isomerase activity
Source: RefSeq, a predicted model, not a curated record